Molecule: messenger RNA, 1262 nt
Organism: Strongylus vulgaris
Lineage: Eukaryota; Metazoa; Nematoda; Chromadorea; Rhabditida; Strongylidae
Source: the annotation of a GenBank genome assembly
CUGCAGAAUGCAGCUCUACAGCAAGUCAGUAUAUAUAAAAGUCAAAUUUCAACGAAUAAAAUACAAAGCAACAGCAUCGAAAAAUUCCUUUAUAAUUCCAGAUCUAUUAUUAUCGCUCUAGAAAGUGAAAAAGGUGGUCUUGUGAAGUUAGAAGUAACCUAUCAAGUGCAUGGUGCUUGUUGGCGUCCUUCAUAUGAUGUGCGUGUGGAAACGAGUGGGAAACAGUCGCUCAAGAUCACAUACUUUGGCAACAUCUCCCAGUCUACUACAGAGGAUUGGAUGAACGCUUCGCUGGUACUUUCCACAGCUCAACCUUGUCUUGGUGGACAAAUUCCAGAGUUAGGCGUACUCGAUGCUAUCUUUUAUCGUCCUCCACCUCCUCCACAACCCAUACGAAUGAUGAAGGCUGGAGCCUUUAGUGCACGUACAGCUUCCCAAAUGAGCAGCAAUGCAAUGGAAAGUGUUUGUAUGGAGGCGGCUCCCCUCUACGCACCUAUGGCUCCAGCGAUAGCGGUAGCGGCACCGGCUGAGCAGCAUGCACUCAGCACUGAGUUUAUGAUCGCAAGACCAGCAGCUAUUCCUUCUGAUGGAGCGGAACACAAAGUCACCAUCGGCAUUGUUGACGUAUCUCCACAGUUGGUUCAUGAAUGUGUUCCAUCAAAAAAUACAAGCGCAUUUCUGACGGCAUCGGCGGUUAACAAUUCCCAACUUCCCUUUCUAUCCGGUGACGCGUCUGUUUACCUAAAUAACAGCUUUGUUUCGAAGAGAUCAUCAGUUUGGUGGCUGCUUUCAGUAGUGCCUUUUCAGACGCUUUUGAAGGAUGUUUCACCUGGUGAAAGAUUCUCUUGUUCACUCGGAGUUGAUCCAGCUCUUCGUAUUGAGUACAAACCAGUCAAGAAAUAUCAUGAGCAGCUUGGACUUAUCAACAAAACGUCAUCAACGGUAUACGAACAAGUCAUCGUAGUGAAAAAUUCACGCAACGAUGUAGUGCUCCUCACUAUCAAGCAACAAAUUCCACGCAGUACCGAUGAAAAAAUUAAGGUGCGGUUGUUGGCCCCUAAUGUUCCCGCCUCCGAGGAUACGAGUAAUGUCUCAGAUCUGACUACGGCUGCAGAGCUGCCAAAAGAAGGUCCAAAGAUGAGUGGUAGCAAUCUCCAUUGGACGAUUUCUGUACCUGGUGGGAAAUCCAGUGAACUUCAUGUUAAAUGGGCUGUAGACCAUCCCAAAGAUGAAACAGUUGAAUUUGUUGAAAGCCAUUGAUU